Molecule: messenger RNA, 574 nt
Organism: Phodopus roborovskii (desert hamster)
Lineage: Eukaryota; Metazoa; Chordata; Mammalia; Rodentia; Cricetidae
Gene: Sf3b5
Product: splicing factor 3b subunit 5
Exons: 1
Coding region: 46-306 (86 amino acids)
Biological process (GO): mRNA splicing, via spliceosome
Cellular component (GO): precatalytic spliceosome; U2 snRNP
Source: RefSeq, a predicted model, not a curated record
GUCCGGUCUGCGUCCUGACCUCGAAGCCUCGGGCAGAGCGGCGACAUGACGGACCGCUACACCAUCCACAGCCAGCUGGAGCAUCUGCAGUCCAAGUACAUCGGCACGGGCCACGCCGACACCACCAAGUGGGAGUGGCUGGUGAACCAGCACCGGGACUCGUACUGCUCCUACAUGGGCCACUUCGACUUGCUCAACUACUUCGCCAUCGCCGAGAACGAGAGCAAGGCGCGCGUGCGCUUCAACCUGAUGGAGAAGAUGCUGCAGCCCAGCGGGCCGCCGGCGGACAAGCCCGAGGAGAACUGAUGGAUGCGAGCGCGCCCCGGGCCUCCCCGAUCGUCCGUGCCGUGCGCCGCGCCUGACCCUGCUCACCUGUGGGCCAUUCCCAACAAGUCACCGAGACGCCGUCGGGACCCCUGGGGACGGGACUGUGCGGGAGGAGCCACCCCAGACUCAGCAAGCCAGGGGGGAACGAGACGGCCCGCACGGGAGUGAUGACGCCUUUCGAGCCCGCCCGCCUUCCCGUCGUUGCUUGUCGUUCUCACCGUCUUUAUAAAGUUUAGGAUUUGCCCGA